AUGUCACCAAAAUUUGACUUAGUCGUGGUUAAUGGUAUUGUUGUCACCGCUGCAGAUGCCGUACCAUGUUGUAUUGGCAUCAAGGGUGGCAAAAUUCAUACCCUGUCGCCCUCAUUCUCCAGCGACGAGAUAGAAGGCGCUCAGAUCAUAGAUGCAGAGGGAGCGUACGUGAUGCCAGGAGGCGUCGAUGCACAUGUACACCUAUGCCAGGAUCUCAAGACAGGAGCACAUGGACUUGGAGGAGAGUGCGCUGAUGACUUCGAGACUGGGUCAAGAAGUGCCGCUGCUGGAGGCACUACCACCAUCAUAACUUUUGCGACACAGACUCGAGAUGAAACUGAUCGCAGUCUAAUCAAAGUCGUAGAGGCUUACAAUGCCAGAGCAGAGGCUACUGGCAGCUUUAUCGACUACGGCUUCCAUAUCAUCAUUGUGCGCAACGAUCCCGAGAUUCUUGAGAAUGAGUUACCAAUUCUUGUUCGAGACUGGGGCGUCACUUCCUGCAAGCUCUUCAUGACCUACAAAUCCCAGCGCCUGACCGACACGCAACUCUUAGAUGUGAUGCUUGCGUCGCAAAAGAACGAGAUAACGACGAUGAUACACGCUGAGAACGGAGAUAUGAUCCAGUGGUUGGCGGAGAAGCUUGAGAACAAGGGAAUGGUUGCUCCUUACUAUCAUGCUCUAUCUCGUCCUCCAGUGGUGGAGAUGGAAGCCACGAAUCGUGCAAUUGCGCUUGCAGGCUUGAUCGAGAACCCCAUCUUGUUUGUUCAUAUCGGAUCGCCUCUCGCCGCAGCAAACGUGCGUAAUGCACAAACUCAGGGGAUGCCCAUCUAUGCUGAGACAUGUCCUCAAUAUCUUAAUCUGACAUAUGAUGAUCUGCAAAAGUUCCACUCUCCAACCUGCUUCGAGAACAGUAAGCACAUCUGCUCUCCUCCUCCACCGCCUGGAACAUCUGAUCACGACGAACUCUACCUUGGUCUCCACAAUGGCACUUUCACCAUCUUUUCCUCAGAUCAUUGUCCGUUCAGAUAUGAUCACCCGCAUGGUAAGCCCUCAGGAGAUCUGGUCUCACGCAAACCUGGCUCCUUCCGCUUCAUUCCCAACGGCAUACCAGGAGUGGAGACAAGAAUGUCUCUGCUGUAUACUGGUGGUCUUGCCACAGGAAGAAUCACCCCGCGGAAGUUUGUAGAGCUCACAUCGACGAAUCCGUCAAAGCUGUACGGACUAUAUCCAAAGAAGGGAGCAAUAAUGCCUGGCUCGGACGCUGACCUGGUUAUCUGGCACCCUCAAAAGACUUUCGAACCCUUUGCGCUGAGCAACGAUAUGCUUCAUCAUAAUGUUGAUUAUACCCCAUACGAAGGCAAAGAGUUUGUAAAUUGGCCUCGGUAUACGAUUCUAAGAGGCAGGGUGAUCUGGGCCGAAGGAGAGCUCAAAGGCAAACCGUAUGAUGGCGAGUAUCUCAAGCGUGGACCAAGCUAUUUCGGCACGGGCCCUGCAGGAAGGCGUAGGGAUGCGAGGAAGACUGCGACAUGGUUGAGGUAG
This is a messenger RNA of Aureobasidium namibiae CBS 147.97, 1539 nucleotides long. Its product is annotated as putative aminohydrolase. The transcript is spliced from 13 exons. Lineage: Eukaryota; Fungi; Ascomycota; Dothideomycetes; Dothideales; Saccotheciaceae. The coding region runs from base 1 to 1539 and encodes 512 amino acids. Gene Ontology annotation, molecular function: hydrolase activity, acting on carbon-nitrogen (but not peptide) bonds. Gene Ontology annotation, cellular component: cytoplasm. The record is from RefSeq and is a predicted model, not a curated record.